UCUAGCCAAUAGCCAUGGUCUAGCUUGCAAAACCGAAACAGAAAGAUCGGCGCUGCGCACGCGAAUCAAGUGUCGAACCGACGUCACUGUUAAACGGUUGUCAACAUGGCGUUCGUCAGAUUUUCUUCCUGUUGAAAGUGUGUGCAGUGAAUUGAAACCACAUAAUCUGUUGAUUUCUUUAAAAAAAAAAAAAAUUUGACCAUUUGAGACAGGUUAUGAAAUCCGUGAAACCCCGCCCUGUAUACACAUUGAACAUAACAAUCAUCUAGCUUGAAUCAUCUUUAUCCAUCACCCUUCUGAAAGUUAAUGUUAUGUUAAAACAUGGUCCAUUGGAAUUACAUAAGGCUUAAACAAAGACAGAAAGGGUACAUAUUAAACGCUGGAAAUCUAACUAGGAAGAAUUUACAAGUGCUUCAACCAUGUGGAUAACUGAAUGAUUACCAAACCUUAUUUCUGGUCAUGUAACCAAUUAAUCUUCAGUACUUCAAAAAAAUUAAAAAAUCAGUCAGUACAACAAGGACUUCCACUGGCAGCAAUGGGUAGUGCCUUGAGCAGCUUUUUUCAGUCUGGCAGUAACCUGCUUCCAGGCAAUCAUCGUGGCAUGUCAGAGCAUUCAAAACAAAUUGUUCGCACUGUUUUUCAUGCCCUUAGAGCCAAUCCCAGAGUCACUGUUCAAAGACUGGAAGGAUUGCUUUGUCAAAUCCCCAAGGGUGAGAAUAUUUUGUUGGCCCACAACGAAGAAGGAUACAAUUUGCUACAAAAAUGUGUAGGACUUAACAAUGUAGAUAUGGUGAGGUGGAUAUUGACCAGAAACAUAGAUAUUAAUCGCGGAGCUUGCUCUUUACCUCUCCAUAUUGCUUGCCUCAAAGGAUAUGAGGACAUUGUGGAAUUGCUUUUAAAACAUGGAGGCCGCAUCGAUGUCGAAGCUCGAAUGUGCUGGCCUGGACCUCAUAAUCAAAACUGUGAAGAAAGAUUUAAAAAUUCUGUUCCAGAUGAAUCUUUGGCAGACCGAUCUAGUGACAAACUGCAAAGUGCUAUUUAUUACGGUAUUGAUGGUGAUCAGGUUGAAAUUCUUGAGCUAUUGACUCAACAAGGCGAUGAUCACUGGCUACCUUGGCAGCAAAAGCGACCUUUACUGCACAUAGCUUGCGAACGUGGUGCUUGGAGUUGUGUUAAGUAUUUAGUUGCAGAAAGACCGGAGGAAAUUAAUCAAUGCUAUGAUGAAUAUUAUCCUUUACAUCAGGCUGCCUUGCACGAUACGCGCUUCGUGGAGCUGUUAGUAGCCUGUGGGGCCCAAACAACUGUACGAACAGCUACUCAGCAAAUGACGGUUCUACAUGUUCUCUUCUUGCUGGGCAAGAAGUCGGCAGAAGAUACCCUACAAACAGCAAAGCUAUUACUUGACCAUGGUCUGCGAGAGCUUAUCAAUGAAGCUGAUUCUCUGGGCAAUACUCCUCUUCAUGCCCUGAUCGUUCGUUACGCUUUGGAAGAGGCCAAAUAUGGGUAUGGUUAUGGAUUCUCAGGAGGAUAUGGCGAUCACCGUCAGGAAGAACCUCAGCCGUGGAACAAGUGGGAUAUGCUGCACAUAGUGAGAUACUUAAUUCACCAGGGAGCGGGACCGAGCAUUAAUCAGUCGGGAAACUCUGCCUUGGCCUGUGUUCUAAGACACGUCCGUGACUGGGAAUUUAGAUACGAACUACUUGAUAUGCUGCUACAACACGGUGGCAAUCCAAAUGUGGUUGGGCGUGAUGGAUCUGUUCCCUUGAUGGUCUGUUUGGUUCCGCUGAUCAAUAAGGAUCCACUUCAUCAUUUUACACAUACUAUGAAGGUUUUUUAUCUAAAUUGUGUUCGGCUUCUUUGUAAGCAUGGCGCCCAUACUAACUGUUCAUCAAGGUCUAAUUUAACGCCACUUCACGUCCUGGUUUUUACUGCCUCUGAAAAUAUAGCUUUGAAUCGCGAAGAAGAAAAAGCACAGGCAUUUGCGUUUAUUCGCCAACUGCUAGUGAUUCUACUUCAACAUGGUCUCGACCCAAAUGUACGAUUCUCACAACGCACACAGCAUAUUCUUCUUUCGCUUAUGGAUAUGGUGAUGAAUGCUCGUUCACCGGCUGAUCUGGAUCACGUUUAUGCCCUCACACUGACGCUUCUUCAAUACCGGGCCGAUCCGAACGUACACAUUGCUACCACGGAGCCUAUGAUUUGCCAUUCGCAGUCGUCCGUUUUUCUCAAGAAAUCAUCCCACCAAGUUCUCUACUAUUACGUUCAGGUAAUUUUGCGUCGAGAAGAGCUGCUGCUAGAUCCGGAACAGCGUUACGCUCGCAUCAUCAUACUUUAUUAUAUGGCGAUGGAACAUCGGCCGUUGUACGCUUGCCUGAAGCUUCUUUAUACACAGGCCGGUCUAGUCCCCAUGAGAUCGGCUCUCUGCCGCCUCAUCCGCCAGCUUUACUCUCAUCCGCGAAGUCUGAAGCAAAUGUGCCGCGUCACCAUCUACAACGCCGUCGGACGGUGUUCCGCCCUCAGCGUCAACAAAUUGCCCCUACCAGGACCCCUCAAAGAGUACCUUCUCAGUUUCGAUCCAUAAAAAAAUUCAGUUGAGCGAUAUACAUUUUAGCGGCACAGUGUGGCGCACAAGGAGACACGUUCACGUUUGGAACAAGUGUGUGCAAAAAAUGUAAACGUAUGUUUGUGCGUGUAAAAUUGAAUGCUGUUAUCUUUUACUUAAGAAGACUCACGGACACAAAAAUGUAUAUGAUCAUGUCAGAUGAUUUUCUGAAGGGAUUUUAUAAGUUCUAUAAGCAAGUCUAUUCAUUCUGUAAGUAAGGUUUUUCUUCGCUAUUUUGGUUGUAGACAGAUUCGACAAUUGCUGCUGUUACUCAAUAGAUGUCUUCAAAUAUUUAA
Daphnia carinata is the source of this 2898-nucleotide messenger RNA. RefSeq names its product ankyrin-2-like. The coding region runs from base 434 to 2581 and encodes 715 amino acids. Gene Ontology annotation, molecular function: protein binding. NCBI's taxonomy places the organism in Eukaryota, Metazoa, Arthropoda, Branchiopoda, Diplostraca, Daphniidae. Gene Ontology annotation, biological process: intracellular signal transduction. The record is from RefSeq and is a predicted model, not a curated record. The transcript has 11 exons.